Messenger RNA from Beta vulgaris subsp. vulgaris (sugar beet), 1386 nucleotides. Its product is annotated as transcription factor bHLH18. The coding region runs from base 190 to 1200 and encodes 336 amino acids. Lineage: Eukaryota; Viridiplantae; Streptophyta; Magnoliopsida; Caryophyllales; Amaranthaceae. Gene Ontology annotation, molecular function: protein dimerization activity. The record is from RefSeq and is a predicted model, not a curated record. The transcript has 4 exons.
AGAAAGUUGGCAGUUAUUAGCACCACAGUCCACACCAAUACUACUCAAUUUUCAUCAACUCUCUCAAAUACUUUUACGACUGUCUUCGUCCUUGUCUUAGUCCCCAUUUUUUUGGCCUGUUUGUAGAUUCUAUUUUUGAGCAGACAUCACAAGUUGACAGAAGAAAGAAAGAUUUAACAUUUAACGACAAUGGAAGCAUGGCUAGCUGAACUGGAUAUGGAAGUAGAUCCCGCAAUUCCAACUAUAAUUUGCAACCCUUACCACCAAAAUCACCAAAGUGAAACAAUGGAUGUAUUGUUUGAUGAACAACUCACUACUACACUCGAUGAACAUUUUCCCUAUAUCUCUACGGAAAGCAACACCGAUAUCUCUCCUCCAUUGGAUUUUGAUUGGAAUUUUAUCGAAGAAUUCAUGUCUCCUCGUAUUAUUUCUAACUAUGACGACAACGACAAUAACAACAGCAAUAAUCAUAACGAUAAUAUUGUGAGCUUAGAUGUCCAAGAAAAGAGAAAAUUGAAGAAUAAGGAAGAAACUAAGAAGCAAGAGAUAAAUGGUGGUACAAAGAGAAAACGACAACCAACUCAAGUUCAAGAUCACAUCAUAGCCGAGAGAAAGCGCCGAGAAAUCCUCGGUCAAAUGUUUAUUUCUCUUUCUACCAUUGUUCCUGGUCUUAAAAAGAUGGACAAAACAACGGUGUUAGGAGAGGCAAUUAAAUACAUGAAGCAACUUCAGGAGACCGUGAAAACUCUUGAAGAACUGGCAGCAAAAAAAAUUGUGGAGUCCAUUGUGGUGGUUAAAAAAUCUAAAUUGAUGGUAAAUGAUAACGAAGGUGGCAAUGAUAACGCUUCUUCUUCAACUGUGGAUGACAAUUGUGCAAUUGACAUGUGCGGCUCAAGUGCUAAAGAUGGUAGUAGAUAUGAGGCCAAAAAUCUUAAUGAUCUAAAACCAGAAAUUGAAACUAAAAUAUCAGGUCAAACCCUUCUUAUAAGAGUCUCUUGUGAGCAACAUAAAGGGAUUUUGGCCAAGUUAAUUACAGAGGUAGAAAAUCAUGAUAUGAGAGUUACUAAUUGUAGUGCUGUGCCGUUCGAGAGCUUGGGCUUAGACAUUACAAUUGUCACACAGAUUGAAAAGGGUUUCACUAAGAAUGUAAAAGAAUGCAUAAGAAGGCUCCACUCCUCACUCCAAUUGGCUAGCCGUUGAUACUUUGCAUCAAGUGGAUGAUCAACUCGUAAUUUACGUUGAGAAUCAUGCUUCUAAGUAGUGGGAAUGUUGUUUAUGAAAAUAUCUGCAAUUACUGUUGUUUAGUUUUAGUAAGUUAUUGAGUUUGAAUAAGUCAAAGUAUACCUAGUUAUUAGUUAGUGGGUCACUUACUGUGUGGGUUUACAA